Messenger RNA from Cuscuta europaea, 933 nucleotides. NCBI's taxonomy places the organism in Eukaryota, Viridiplantae, Streptophyta, Magnoliopsida, Solanales, Convolvulaceae. The record is from the annotation of a GenBank genome assembly.
ACGAUACCAAAGUACUACAUAUAUCAUGGGUUUGGCAGAUUAAACCGCUCAUAAUUACUUACAUUAAUGGUAAGUAAUAAUGCUACUUUCACUUUCAAGCAUAUUUGGCAUUAAAAGUAAGAGCUUAAGGUUCAACUUCUACCAAUAUCAGACAAGCUUAGCAGGUUCACGAUGGUUGUUAAUCCUUCAAUCUAUCCAAUGUGUAAAUCCCAUGAGGAUACAUUGGAACACUUAUUCUUCCAAUGCAGUAAAGUUUAACCAAUAUGGUAUUAUUUCAUGGGAAUUUUGGGCAUCAAGAGGGUGUCUAUGGGUGUGUUCUGCAGGCAUUUAGAAAUUGGUGGACAAAAGCAGUGUCAAAAGACCUAUUUUUCGGGAAUUAUAUGUUAGCAUGUCUGGAAAGUCUACUCAAAUUAUAUUUGGGGAUCGGGGAUACUAUCCCAUCUACAGAUCAUCUAAUCCUUCAAAUUAAACCAUAUACUCAGAGAUGGUUUUUGACGUUGGAAAGAUUGAAGAUUCGCACAGUUAAUAACAUUCGAGCAUAUUAUUUCACAUCAUUUCAAUGUCUCAGGUCCCAAAAUCCAAACAAUAAAGUGGAGAAAACCGAGAGGUAGAUCAAAACUCAACACAGAAUGAGAAAUCGACCGGUGGUGCGGUUCUACGUGAUGCAAAUGGAGAGGUUGUCUUGGCCUUCAGCUUCCCCGUUGAAGCUUCUUCUCCACUUGAAGCGAAAACUGAAGACCAUUAUAUUUGCGUUGAAGCAGACGGUGAGCGAAGGUUUUAGCAAUUUCCAGAUGGGAUCAGAUUCUACUAUGGCGCUGCGUUUUUUGGAAGAUAAAGGGGUGUGAUGGUAGAAGGAUAUUAUUCAGGAAAGCACAGCCAUUGCGAUUAGGAAAGGGAUUGAUUUCGGACAUACGCUGAGAGAGCGGAACUGGG